AUGGGCUGCAAAGUGGCCAAGCCCCACAGCCAGAACAAAGCUGCGCAAGCAGUGGCCUUCAUUCCCAUCGACAUGGUGCCGACUGUGGAGUCCAAUGUAUCCACGGACGAUGCCGGCGAUGUGGCCGAGGACUUCGAGCACAUCGAGCAGGUCGCAGAGGAAGACCUCAUCAUCCGCGCGCUACCUGGGGACGUAUCAAGAAUACCCGGCGUGGGCACGCCCAUCUCGACCAUGGCCGAAACACUCCCUAUCCGAGUGAAGGAUGCCUCCAGCAUUCUGACGAUGAGC
Symbiodinium necroappetens is the source of this 288-nucleotide messenger RNA. Lineage: Eukaryota; Dinophyceae; Suessiales; Symbiodiniaceae. The record is from the annotation of a GenBank genome assembly.